AUGAUAAAAAAAUUAUUUUUAUAUUUUAAAUUAUCAGUAUUUUAUAUAAUCAAAAACUUUGUAUUGAGGUUUUUUUCACAGAAUUUAAAGAUUGAAAAACUAACGGUACAGAUCAACAAAGAAGUGUGUGAAUUAGAAGAACCAAUUACAAUUGUUCAAUUAUCAGAUAUUCAUUAUGAUUUCAAUCCAUUAAGAAUCAAUGACACCUUUUUAAAUAAAAUAAUAAAUAUUACCAACUCAUAUAAUCCAGAUUUAGUUUUAAUUACCGGGGAUUUAAUCGAUAGAGAUCCAUUACCAAUUACCGAUCUAUAUAGAAAGCAUUUAUCCCAUUUAAAGUCUAAACUUGGUGUUUAUUCUAUUUUAGGUAACCAUGAUUAUAAAGGUGGUGAACAAGCACCAAUUAUUAUAAAGAAUGCAUUAAAGAAUACAAAUGUAAAUUUAAUGGAGAAUGAAAUAGUUUAUCCAAGUGAUCAAAUUCAAUUAAUUGGUUUUGAUAGUUAUGCCAAAAGAGAUAACAACAAACUAUCAAAUGUAUAUAACGAAAUUAAAUCAGGUAAGGGUAAAGUCAGAAUAGCACUAUUACACAAUCCAGACCAUGUUGUGCAGUUACAAGAAAACAAUUUAAAUUUGGAUUUGGUUUUAUCAGGUCAUACUCAUGGUGGUCAAAUAUGUUUACCAACUGGUGUCCCUCUAAUGCCAUAUUUUGAAAAAUUCCUUAAAAAAAUGCCAAAACCAAUCAGAAACAUAAAAUACCCUGGUAAAAAGACAUUGAAGAAUUGGAAAUUCGGAAAAGGUUAUCACACCGUCUAUGGAAAUGAUAAAGAUAAUAGUAAAAUACAAAUUUAUAUUAAUAGGGGAUUGGGUACUCAUCCACCAAUUAGAUUAUUUUGUGACCCAGAAAUCACAUUAAUUACAAUCAAAAAUUAA
Molecule: messenger RNA, 927 nt
Organism: Dictyostelium purpureum
Lineage: Eukaryota; Evosea; Eumycetozoa; Dictyosteliales; Dictyosteliaceae
Exons: 2
Coding region: 1-927 (308 amino acids)
Molecular function (GO): hydrolase activity
Source: RefSeq, a predicted model, not a curated record